Salvia hispanica is the source of this 949-nucleotide messenger RNA. RefSeq names its product methyl-CpG-binding domain-containing protein 6-like. NCBI's taxonomy places the organism in Eukaryota, Viridiplantae, Streptophyta, Magnoliopsida, Lamiales, Lamiaceae. The record is from RefSeq and is a predicted model, not a curated record. Gene Ontology annotation, molecular function: DNA binding.
AUAGUCAAUGUUGAUACUCCUGAUUUUCCGCCAAAUUCCCUCAAAAAACAUUUUCCGAUCCCGAAAUGUCUGAACCCCAGCUCCCGCCCAAAUCGGAACCCACCUCCGCCGACCCUCUUCUCGACACCGGCGCCUUUAUCGACCCGGCUCCGAAUCACUCUCCCUCCGCCGACAUGACCCAACCUUCGCCGCAGUUCAUGCCGGGAGUCGUGAUAGCGGCGGAACCCAUCUCGUAUUACAUCCCCGGUGAGGCCUCGGCGGAGCCCGCGCCUCGUGCUGCGCGGCGGAGGGAUCCCGAGGAGAGGCCCAGCUGGCUGCCGGAGAACUGGACGAUUGAGUUGAGAAGGCGCAAUUCUGGAGCCACAGCUGGACAGACUGAUCGAUAUUACAUCGAACCAGCGGGGCAACGCAGAUUCCGUUCGAAGGUUGAGGUGCUUCAAUUUCUGGAAACAGGAAGUAGUAAACCAAAGAGAAACGCACCUUCUGAAACUGAGACUAUGCCUUCCAGGACUCCUGCAAGCCAAACACAAAGGAAGUCCAGCACGAAACGGAAGAAAUCCGAGGGCUCUGUUUCUGACAAUACACAACCACCACCACCACAUGUUCGGAACGGCGUCCAGGCAGAUAAUGCCCAACCGUUAUGAAGUGUGCGGAUGGUAAGGCCAAGCGCUGGCAUGAUAGUGUACAUGCACCUCUCUAAGUGAAAGCGCUUGUUUUGUAGUUACCAUAAAUUCAUUAUAGACAUUUUACUUGUUGCUUAUGUAGGAUUCAAACAUUAUUGUGCGUGAGUUCUCUUGUGCAAUGUUAAGAGAAUUCUUUUGUGAGUUUUUGAUAUUAUUUUUGGAAGCCCUCUUAGAAGAUAGAGAGGGUGUGAAGUGGUUUCCUUGUAGAAGUAGGAACCUUUGUAGAAUGCAUUGCUCCAAUUGGUUUAGUGCAUGAGGUUUCUCCA